Molecule: messenger RNA, 1814 nt
Organism: Acanthochromis polyacanthus (spiny chromis)
Lineage: Eukaryota; Metazoa; Chordata; Actinopteri; Pomacentridae
Exons: 13
Coding region: 98-1813 (571 amino acids)
Biological process (GO): nucleus-vacuole junction assembly
Molecular function (GO): protein-membrane adaptor activity; protein binding
Source: RefSeq, a predicted model, not a curated record
UUUACUUUUUCAGUGACGUGCCAUCGCGGUGGGCGUGUCUUCGUGCAGGUUGUGUGAAACAGGCAGGUGAGACGUCUUCGUGCUUCAGGAUGCAGUCAUGGCUUCAGGCCUUUGUGACAUUUGCUCCCGACUGUUUGCGGAUCUUUUGAGGAGAGCUUGGGGAGAAUUGGAGCACAGAAUGAAGGAAGUUUUCAGAGAGAUCCGUCGCUGCACCUGCUGCAAGAUGACACCUGAGAGGAGGACGGAUCAUGAUUUACCGAUUUUACACCUGAUGUGUGAUAAUGAAAUUCAACUUCUCAAUCAGGAAACUCUACAAACACUGAAUAGACUUGCAGCCUCAGAAAACUCUGAUCUACAAAUGACUGCAGCUGUGUAUUAUUUACAACUCAGCCAUCACUUGAAAUCCCCUUUACCAGAUGCCUUCAUGGAGCCUUUCAUGGCUUUGCUUCUAUCUACUGACCUGGAUGUCCAGAAAACUAUCUCCCUGUCCCUUGUCAACCUGUUGGUCAAGAAUAAUGUGUGCAAAGAUCUGGUGAUUGAAAUGGGGAUGCUGGUGCCGAUACUGGAGCUGUUCCAGUCUGGUGAUCCCACCGCUCAGUGUCACUCCUGUGCCUGUGUCGCCAUGCUGGCCUCCUCAGAGUCAAACAGAGAAGCCCUCAUGGUGGAUGGAAUCAUCCCACUAUUGGCUUUAGCAAAAUCCUACGAUCCGAAGGUACAACGGAACGCGACCUGGGCUUUACUACACCUCACACAGUCAGAUUGGUCAACAAGGAUUUUAUGCCAGGCCGGAGCUGUUCCUGUUUUGGUUCUUCUGCUUCAGUCGUCAGAUUCAGAGGUUCAGUUUUACAGCUGCUCUGCUCUGUGCAACAUCGCUGCUGCUGCUGAGGAGCAUCACGCAAAGCUGCUCAGCGUCGGAGGUCAAUAUUUAUCAAAGUCUCUGCUGACUCUCAUGUCCUCUUCUGUGCAAAAGAAUUCAGCUCAAGCGUGCAGAUGCCUACAGAUGCUUUCAAAGCACGUUCUGAUCCAGGAGCAGCUGUUGGAGCUUGACUGUGUGCUGCCUCUGAAGGCUCUACUGAAAACAUCGACUCCUGAGUGGAUCGAAUCAGGCCUCGCUCUGCUGUCCACGUUGUCUGCACACCCACAAAACCGUGACAUCCUGGUGGGUGAAGGACUGUUGGAGGAGAUCAGUGAGCUGCUUCAUCAUCCCAGAUCCACCGCUGCUAUAAUCACACACUGCUGCAAGAUAAUCACUGACCUGUGCAGUUCCUGCCUGGAUGAGCAGGGUGUCAUGGAAAGUCUGUGUUUAUCAGGACUCCUCUGGGCACUUCUGUCUCCCAGCCAAUCAGACGAGCCGUUGCUACAUGUGACAUCAUGCUUAAACCACCUGAUGACCUGCGAUGUACUUAAGUCUAAGUUUUCUGCAACAGUGAAACCAGAACAUGUUUCAGAACUUGUAAAGCUGUCUGGACAAAUAAGAAAUCCUCAGCUGUCAUACAGCUGUGCAGCUGUCGUCAGCAAAUUAGAAAUGACAGAGGAGAUGUUCCAGAUGCUGAAGCCUCACUACAUCACCAUGUCCAAGUACCUGUUGGCAUUUCUCAAGAAGAAAGAUGUGAAAUUCCAGCAGCUUGGCAUAGCUACCAUAUUCAACCUCAAGAAAGAUGCAGACUUUUCAUCGCUGGUGGCCAACAGUGAGCUGGAAGCUGAGCUGUGGAAGGUUCAUGCACAGACAGAGGAAACCAGACAGCUGCUGCAAAUGAUUCAGCCUCUUUCUCCUUGUUCUGUCAACCCUGGACUCUCUCAGCAUAAAUACUGAU